CAGCCCUCCUCGAAGACCUGGAUUGGCUACUAGAUCACCAUCUCUUCAAUUUCGUUAACGCAAGCAGAGCAAGGAAGCUUGAAAGAGGGUUUAGGGUUUUGCAGAGAGGAGGAAAGCUAUGAAGGAAGGAAAGAGCAGAAAACGCAAAAGAUCCAAGCAUGGAAAACCACAGAAUCAGCACAAACCUCUUCCAUCUAACAAUGCCGGCCAAUUUCAUAGACAAGAGGAACCUGAACCGAAGAAUCCUUCUUCUUCAAAGAAGCCAAAGUCAUCCUCUUUCCUCGACAAGAUGCGAGCGAGGUUAUCAGGGGGACAUUUCCGCAUGCUUAAUGAAAAGCUCUAUACUUGCACUGGAGAAGAGGCCCUUAAAUGUUUCAAGGAAGACCCAUCCUUGUUUGAUAUGUAUCAUGCAGGAUACCAAGAACAAAUGUCACAUUGGCCUGAGCAGCCAGUAAAUAUAAUCAUGAAUUGGCUAAAAGAUCGCAGUUCUUCUUUAGUUGUGGCUGAUUUUGGCUGUGGAGAUGCACGCCUUGCAAAAAAUGUGAAGAAUAAAGUUUUCUCUUUUGAUCUUGUAUCCAACAACCCUUCAGUAAUUGCUUGUGAUAUGGCCAAUACACCCCUUGAUUCUUCAUCUGUAGAUGUUGCAGUCUUUUGCCUUUCAUUGAUGGGCACUAACUUUCCAAGUUACCUCGAGGAAGCCCACAGAGUUCUUAAGCCAAACGGUUGGCUAUUGAUAGCGGAGGUGAAGAGCAGAUUUGAUCCAAACACUGGAGGAGCUGAUCCAAAUAAGUUUUCAAAAGCCAUUACAGAUCUUGGAUUUUCUUCAAAGCUUAAGGAUUUCUCAAAUAAAAUGUUUAUUUUGUUAUACUUCCAAAAGAAGGAGAAGCAAAGUUCACAGACAAAAGAAAUCGAAUGGCCUGAGUUGAAACCCUGUUUAUACAAGCGUCGCUGAGAUGAAAAGUGAAAUGAUAUUAAUUUGAUGUUAUUCAAGAUGACUUGGAGGUUCUGCAAAUUGUAAAAUUUUGUAAUUUUAUUGUUAUGUUCCUUGAUGAACUCAGUUUUAGAUGUUACAUCAUGCAAUUUGGCAGUCUUAUGUAUGUAUAGCAUGUGGAAAAGAAUUACUUUUAUGUCCAUUCAUACGCCAGUCAAGCAUACAGUAUCUCUACCAGGACGGACUUGGUUUACCUUUUAUUCUGGCUGAAAUAAGGCAUGAACUUUGGUAGAUUCUACUAUAAUCAAUGAUGAGGAUAAAGCAAUCGUAUGUGUAAUGGAUUAUCCUAUAAUUUUGCCCCCAAAACUUAGGAGGAUUGUGAAAGAUGCUAUGUUGUGCAACUUGGAGAGGACGUCUAACUUAUCAAAGGGUUUGUCAUCGUUGUAAUCUUGUGGGGUAUAUUUAUGCAUGAGGUAUGAAAAAGGAGCUAUUUUUAAUGUGGAA
Manihot esculenta (cassava) is the source of this 1435-nucleotide messenger RNA. Its product is annotated as ribosomal RNA-processing protein 8. The coding region runs from base 119 to 952 and encodes 277 amino acids. Gene Ontology annotation, cellular component: nucleolus. Gene Ontology annotation, molecular function: methyltransferase activity. The transcript is spliced from 9 exons. The record is from RefSeq and is a predicted model, not a curated record. NCBI's taxonomy places the organism in Eukaryota, Viridiplantae, Streptophyta, Magnoliopsida, Malpighiales, Euphorbiaceae.